Molecule: messenger RNA, 1954 nt
Organism: Drosophila grimshawi
Lineage: Eukaryota; Metazoa; Arthropoda; Insecta; Diptera; Drosophilidae
Product: pyruvate kinase
Exons: 2
Coding region: 94-1827 (577 amino acids)
Biological process (GO): glycolytic process
Cellular component (GO): cytoplasm
Molecular function (GO): magnesium ion binding; potassium ion binding; pyruvate kinase activity
Source: RefSeq, a predicted model, not a curated record
AUAGUAUUGGUUUUAAGUUCAAAUUAAUUUGUCAGGCCUUACAAAAUUUGUAAUCGUAUUAAUUUUCGUUAUUGGCUGAAAAAAUCGCUAAUCAUGACGUACAUUGUGCGGAGUGCAUGUCGUUUGUCACCAUGGAUGGUGCCUCGAGAUACCGCUAGCUACUCUAAGAAUGCCAAAAUUGCCUCACAACCGGUGGUGCAGCUUGAUCGUGGUCCCUUUGCCUCACAAUUGGACUACAAAUCCCGAUUGCAGUUUAAUGCGCCCACCUUAGAUUAUGCGCUGAGCGGAAUCAUUUGCACAAUUGGUCCUGCUACCAAUAAGCCGGAGACAAUCGUGAAGCUAAUCGAGGCAGGGAUGCGAGUGGUGCGCCUAAAUUUCUCGCACGGAACGCACGAAUACCACUGCAGGACGAUACAAGCGGCGCGCAAGGCUAUCGAUUGCUAUACGCAUAAGAUGGGGGUGCACAAGCCAGUGGCCAUUGCAUUGGACACCAAGGGGCCAGAGAUACGCACAGGUCAAAAUGAGGGCAGCGAUACGGCUAUAAUUGUACUCAAGCGGGGCGAUAAAAUCAAGUUAACUACCGAUAAGAGCGUGGAGAACAAAGGCAACAAGAACAUGAUAUACGUUGACUAUGAAAAACUCAGCCUGAUUAUUAAGCCGGAAAAUAUAAUAUACAUCGACGACGGACUUAUAUCAAUGCGGGUGCUGCAAGUCACCGGCAACCAGAUUGUCUGCGAGGUGGUGAAUGGCGGAAAACUCGGUUCGCGCAAAGGUGUUAAUUUGCCUGGUACACCCGUUGAUUUGCCCAGCAUUUCAGAGAGAGAUAAAUUGGAUCUGAAGUUUGGCGUUGAGCAAGAUGUGGACAUGAUCUUUACCUCUUUCAUUCGUGACGCUACGGCCAUCGAUGAAAUUCGUAAAAUUCUGGGGACCGUUGGAAAGCAUAUAAAGAUCAUAUCAAAAAUUGAGAACCAACAGGGUCUGCAAAAUAUUGACAGCAUCAUCGCCGCUUCAGAUGGUGUUAUGGUGGCUCGUGGUGAUCUUGGAAUCGAAAUUUCCACCGAGCAAGUCGUACUGGCCCAAAAAUGCAUAAUUGCGAAAUGUAACAAGAUGGGCAAGCCAGUUAUCUGUGCCACCCAGAUGCUAGCUUCCAUGGAGGAUAAUCCGCGACCAACUCGAUCCGAGGCUUCAGAUGUUGGCAAUGCCAUAUUCGAUGGCGCCGACUGUGUAAUGCUGUCCGGUGAAACAGCCAAGGGCAUGUAUCCCGUGGAGUGCGUCAGAUGCAUGACGGAUCUAUGUUCAAAGGUUGAGUCUGUCCUAUGGUACGAGCAGAUGCAAAAUGAGAUGAAGACCGUGGUACAGUCAUCAACGUCAGAUAACUUAUCGGCGAUUACUUUGGGCAUCACUGAAAUCGCAUCUUUGAGUCGAGCGAAUGCCAUAGUUAUAGUCAGUCCAUGUCCGUUAAUGGCUCAAUUGAUAAGUCAGUUUCGCCCAAGGUGUCCGAUUGUCUUUGUUACGGGUAAUCCGAGGGUAGCCAGGCAAUCGGUACUUUAUCGCGGUGUCUGUCCGCUUGUUCCUGAGGCAAUGGCGAAUGGUUGCAUCGAUUUUGCCCGUAUUCUGACAAUGAGUUUAGAACAAAUGGCCAAACUGAAAAUUAUAAAUGUCGACCAGACGCUUAAAGUGAUGUCUGUAAAUGCCUUAAAGGCAGAUAAGAUCUCUUUCCGACUCCUCCACAUGAAGCAAAAAUCUCAGGAAACAAAAUGCAAGGAAACGGCCGCAAUAAAAGCAAAGUGCUCUGCAAAAAUCACAAAUUGCUUUAAAAAAUCCUGAUCAAAUGAAAUCACAGGGUUAAACCCAUUUGGAAAAAGAAAUAAAAUUGGCAUUGACAGAAAUCAGAUUUUAAAUGUCUACAUUUUUAAAUAUUAUUGUUUAAUAAAAAGCAUCUCCUUAUCUUAAA